UUGGCUGCGUGUGACGUAGACAUUUGGCGCCACAUUUGUUCCAGCAGCAGCUGUCGGCCGUUGCGACUUGAGCCGAAACCCAGAAAAAUUCUCCCUUCGUGCUGUUUUUGUCACACAUGCUCCACUUUGGCCAGCCGUUUUCGUGUCGACGACUCUACCUAAGCGGUGUUUCUUGCUCUCCAAGAUGUUUGUCACGGACAUACGGAAAGAAUUUUAUGAAGUUGUUGCCAACCAGAGAGUUGCCCUCCUGGUGGCGUCAGAUAUCGAUGCUCUUUGCGGCUGUAAGAUUAUUCAGGCUUUGUUCCACUUUGACCAGGUUCAGUAUACCCUUGUACCAGUGAUGGGAUGGCAGGACCUUGGAACUGCCUUCCUUGAACACAGAGACCAAUUUAGGUACUUUGUCCUCAUCAACUGCGGCGCCAACGUUGACCUCCUCGAGAUGCUGCAGCCGGAAGACGACUGCAUCUUCUUCAUUUGUGACACGCAUCGGCCUGUCGAUGUGGUUAAUGUUUACAAUGACACUCAGAUAAAACUGCUGAUAAAACAAGACGACGACUUGGGCGUGCCCUCCUAUGAUGACAUAUUUCAAGACGAGGAGGAUGAGGAGGAGGCGGGAGAUGAUUCCGGGAAUGAAAGCGGUGAUGGCUCUGAGCCGUCGGGCAAACGAAGGAGAUUUGAUGAAGGGGCAGUUGAGCGGCGAAUCGAGAGGCAGCGUGAGAAGAGGGAGUGGGAAGCACGGAGAAGGGAAAUCUUAUUUGAGUACGAGCAGUAUGAAUACCAUGGAACAUCUACAGCAAUGAUGUUUUUCGAGCUUGCCUGGCUGUUGAGUAAAGACACCAAAGACAUGCUCUGGUGGGCUAUCAUCGGGCUGACAGACCAGUGGGUUCACGACAAAGUCACGCAUAUGAAAUAUAUAACAGACAUCGCUACAAUGCAGCGGCACGUGUCCCGACAUAACCAUCGAAACGAAGAUGAGGAGAACUCUCUUUCCGUUGAUUGCAUGAGGAUCUCCUUUGAGUACGACCUUCGUCUGACCCUCUACCAGCAUUGGUCUCUGUACGAGAGCAUCUGUAAUUCAUGUUACACCUCCUGCCACUUCAAGUUGUGGACUUUAAACGGCCAGAAGAAGCUGCAAGAGUUUCUGGCGGACAUGGGGCUGCCUCUAAGGCAAGUGCGGCAGAAGUUCACGUCCAUGGACAUGUCAAUCAAAGAGAACCUGCGCGAAGUCAUCGAAGAGUCUUCCAAUAAAUACGGAAUGAAAGACAUCCGUAUCCAGACAUUCGGUGUCCACUUUGGCUUCAAGAACCGUUUCCUGGCCAGUGACAUGGUGCACGCUACCAUCGCUCUUCUUGAGAGCACGGAGAAUGACGAGAACGAGACGGACAACUUCAUCAAGGCUCUGGACUCUCUUUCAAGGAGCAACCUGGAUAGCCUGCACUCGGGCAUGGACCUGGCUAAGAAGAAGCUGAUCGCCAUCCAGCAGACCGUCGCGAGCUGCAUCUGCACCAACCUCAUCUUGUCCCAAGGACCGUUUCUCUACUGCUACCUUAUGGAGGGCACCCCCGAUGUCAAGCUUUUUUCAAAGCCCAUGGCCUUGACGCUGCUCUCAAAGUACCUCCUUAAAGCAUUCAUCCAAUCAACAAGAAAUAAAAGGUGCAGAUUGCUUCCGCUCAUUAUGGCCGCUCCCAAAGAUGUGGAGAAGGGGACCGUCCUCGUCGUGGGGAUACCACCCGAGUCGGAAACAUCUGACAAAAAGAAUUUUUUUGGCAGGGCAUUUGAAAAAGCCGCCGAAAGCACCAGCUCCAGAACGCUCCAUGACCACUUUGACACAUGCCUGAUUGAACUGAAGACCGAAGACCGCAGCAAAUUCCUGGAUGCACUCAUAACCCUUCUGUCCUGAGGCAUUUCUACUCCAAAUGAAUGUGAGGGUGACGGAGACACAGUACGUGAAUGAUGUCGUCCUCAUAGAGCAGCUCUAGUGAGUGUUUUGUUUUUUUGAGGGGGGGGGGGGGGUCUUGUUCAUGUUUUUUUUAAUCAGUUUCUGUGUAUAUUGUACAGUAGGUUGUAAAUGUGCGGAUGUUUUAAAUGUAGUUGUUUUAUGUCUGUUUGUCAGACUCUCCUUAAAUGUAACAUUUUAUGCAUGUUUAAUAAAGCACACAAGGUCUUAACAAAAUCCC
This is a messenger RNA of Syngnathoides biaculeatus (alligator pipefish), 2177 nucleotides long. RefSeq names its product CDC45 cell division cycle 45 homolog (S. cerevisiae) (gene cdc45). Lineage: Eukaryota; Metazoa; Chordata; Actinopteri; Syngnathiformes; Syngnathidae. The transcript has 18 exons. Gene Ontology annotation, cellular component: DNA replication preinitiation complex. The coding region runs from base 185 to 1900 and encodes 571 amino acids. Gene Ontology annotation, molecular function: chromatin binding; single-stranded DNA binding; DNA replication origin binding. Gene Ontology annotation, biological process: double-strand break repair via break-induced replication; DNA replication initiation; mitotic DNA replication preinitiation complex assembly. The record is from RefSeq and is a predicted model, not a curated record.